AUGUCUGUCCAUGCGAAUGGAAAGACUCCUCCCCAGGGGUUUAGUCGGUCUCCGUUUCGUACACGCAGCGACUUCCAGGACGCAUGUCGAGCGCUGCUCGAUCCGCUCAUCCCGCGCUUCACACCCGGCUGCAGUCGAGUGAAGAUCGGCUCGUCGACCACCCGGUUCGAUGAAGGUGGCGCUCAGAUCGAGGGCUUUGCACGUCCCCUCUGGGCCCUGGGCUCCUUGCUGGGAGGAGGCUAUGACUAUGCAGAGGCAGCUCGUUGGCGUGAGGGCUUCAUCAGCGGGACCGAUCCCAACAGUCCGGAGUACUGGGGCGACAUUGAGGAUUUGGACCAGCGCAUGGUGGAGAUGUGUCCUAUCGGAUUUACGUUGGCGGUUGCUCCUCACGUCUUCUGGGAUCCGUUGACGGAUGAGCAGAAGGAGAAUAUUGCAAACUGGCUGGCGCAGAUCAAUGCGCGUGAGAUGCCAAACACCAAUUGGCUGUGGUUCCGGGUUUUUGCCAACCUAGGUCUGCGGAGGAAUAAUGCUCCUUACUCGCUUGCUCGUAUCGAGGCAGAUAUGGAUCAUCUGGAUACAUUCCACGUCGGCGGAGGCUGGAGUAAUGAUGGGCCCAAGAGUCAUCACCAGAUGGAUUACUACUCGGGCUCCUUUGCCAUCCAAUUUCUACAACUGCUGUAUGCCAAAUUGGCUGGUGAUUUUGACCAGCCCCGCGCUGCGAGAUACCGUGAGCGUGCGAAGCAAUAUGCUCAAGACUUUGCCCACUAUUUCAGUCCAAAUGGCAGUGCUAUUCCAUUUGGGCGCUCGAUGACGUACCGUUUUGCCAUGGUCGGAUUCUGGGGUGCACUGGCUUUUGCAGACGUUGAGCUGCCUGCUCCGCUGACCUGGGGAGUGGUCAAAGGUAUCUUGCUCCGCCAUUUCCGUUGGUGGGCUACCCAGGAAGACAUCUUCAACAGUGACGGGACGUUGAACUUGGGAUACUCCUACGCAAACAUGUACCUGACAGAGAACUACAACUCCCCCGGAUCUCCUUAUUGGUGCUGUCUAUCAUUUGUUCCUCUGGCGUUGCCGGAAUCGCACCCCUUCUGGGCAGCGGAGGAGGAACCCUACCCGACUGCCUCCCUUCCGGCCGUCGCAGCCCUUGAAUACCCCAAGCACAUUAUGGUUCAUCGCGGUGGACACUGGUUCCUGCUGUCGUCCGGUCAGGCCUGUCAUUACCCCCUGAAAGCUACCCAGGCCAAAUAUGGCAAAUUUGCCUACAGCGCCUCGUUUGGAUAUUCCGUUCCCACUGGCUCCUAUCAGUUAGAACAGCACGCGCCAGAUAGUAUGCUUGCUCUUUCUGACGAUGGGGGCGAUAUCUGGCAGACACGGAGAUUGGCACUAAAUGCCCGGUUUGAAUGGCUUGAUGAUGUUCCCAUGCUCGUCUCCGGCUGGAAGCCGUGGAAGGACGUUGACGUCGAAACGUGGCUCAUACCCCCAAUCGAGUCCGACAACUGGCACCUCCGCAUUCACCGGGUGAGGACGGAGCGCGAACUCUUGGUGAACGAAGGGGCAUUUGCAGUCUACGGCUGCCGCAGCGACAACGGCCGUAUUCUCGGCCCGUUCACUCCAAGUUCAACCGAAGGGACCUUGCAGGAAUCGCGGCGUGCGCUCACCGUCUCGUCCGUCGGCGCCGUAGGCAUCGUGGAGCUCCAGUCAAAUGUGGAUCGAGAAGGCCGGGUAGUACUGGCAGAUCCCAACUCGAAUCUGAUCUACGGUCGUACUCUGCUCCCUUCGCUAGGAUCGAAGCUCAGCCCCGGGAGCGAGACUUGGUUCGCGACGGCUGUGUUCGCCUUGCCAGCUGAAGGAAACGGCGACGACUGGCAGGAGAAAUGGCGCGAGAGAUGGGAACGGGUCCCAGACAUUCCGAACAAACUGAAGCAGAUCAUGGCGAAGCAGGACUGA
This is a messenger RNA of Aspergillus thermomutatus, 1944 nucleotides long. Its product is annotated as glycoside hydrolase family 154 protein. The record is from RefSeq and is a predicted model, not a curated record. The coding region runs from base 1 to 1944 and encodes 647 amino acids. Lineage: Eukaryota; Fungi; Ascomycota; Eurotiomycetes; Eurotiales; Aspergillaceae. The transcript has 3 exons.